UUUUCUUUCUGCUCUUUCCCUAUUCCCCCUCUCUUCAGGCGAGCAGAGCGGAGCAGGACUGAGUGAGAGGAGGACAGAGACGCAGACGUGUGCAGACCACAGCACAGCAACUCCACAAAGAGAAGAGAAGAGGAGAGUUUGCAAGGAGAAAAAAAGAGACAAAAAACAGCUUCUUCUUUAAAAAAGAAAAAAAGAAAAAAAAACACCCAUCAGAACUGAUUCACUGUAGUGGACAUCACAGCUGCAGCAAAAAAGAAAUCUAGAGGAACAAAAAGGAUUUGCUUUGCUUCACAGCUAAGAAGAAAAUAGUAGCAUUUAGUUUUAGAUUUUGCCAUUUUCCCCCUUGUUUAUAUCUGCAGUAAUUGUAGUAGACUUGCAGGGUGUAACAGGACUCUUUUGUUUUUUUUUAUUUUGUUUUUAUAUUUUUUUUUUUGCAGAGAGGUAGGGAGAGAAAGGUGGGCAGACAGUUGUAGGGUUGUUGAAGAAGAGCUGCAGUGGUGCUGAUCAUGCCCGUUAGAGGAAGCUGUGCUGGGGCAGGCAUGGGCAGGCUGGCUGGGCUGCCACUCUGGAUGUGGGCGCUUGUGCUCUCUGCCGUGGUUUUUGGCAAUGCCAGCGCCUGUCCAGCCCUGUGUACCUGCAGCGGCACCACAGUGGACUGCCAUGGACUGGGCAUCAAAACCAUGCCAAGGAAUAUACCCCGCAACACCGAAAGACUGGAGCUGAAUGGGAAUAAUCUCACACGCAUCACCAAGAGCGACUUCGCCGGACUCAAGUACCUCCGUGUUCUGCAGCUGAUGGAGAACCAGAUUGGGGUGAUUGAGCGUGGAGCUUUUGAUGACAUGAAGGAGCUGGAGAGACUGCGUCUGAACCGUAAUCAACUGCAGCAGCUUCCUGAGUUGUUGUUUCAGAAGAACCCUGCCCUGUCCCGACUAGACCUGAGUGAGAACUUCAUCCAGUCCAUCCCCAGAAAAGCUUUCAGAGGAGCCACAGACAUCAAGAACCUUCAGCUGGAUAAAAACCACAUCAGCUGCAUUGAGGAUGGAGCCUUCAGAGCUCUGAGAGGCUUAGAAGUGCUAACACUGAACAACAACAAUAUCACCAGCAUCCCCGUGUCCAGCUUCAACCACAUGCCCAAACUACGCACCUUCCGACUCCACUCCAACAAUCUGAACUGUGACUGUCACCUCGCCUGGUUGGCCCAAUGGCUCAGACAGAGGCCCACCAUUGGUCUAUUCACCCAGUGCACCGCCCCACCUGCACUCAGAGGCCUCAAUGUGGCAGAGAUACAGAAACAUGAAUUUACCUGCUCAGGUCACCAGGAGAACUCAGGCCUGCAGCAGUGCAGCAUAGGCGGCGGCUCCUGUCCUGCCAUGUGCACCUGCAGCAACAACAUCGUGGACUGCAGAGGGAAAGGGCUCACCGCCAUCCCAGCCAACCUGCCAGACAGCAUGGCCGAGAUACGUCUGGAGCAGAACGGCAUUAAGUCUGUUCCUCCCGGAGCCUUCUCUCCCUACAAGAAGCUGCGUAGGAUAGACUUGAGUAACAACCAGAUCUCUGAGAUAGCUCCUGAUGCCUUCCAGGGCCUGCGCUCCCUCAACUCCCUCGUGCUGUAUGGAAAUAAGAUCACAGAGCUGCCCAAGGGGGUGUUUGAUGGCCUCUACGCCCUGCAACUACUGUUGCUGAAUGCCAAUAAGAUUCACUGCGUCCGCGCCAACACCUUCCAGGACCUGCAGAAUCUCUCACUGCUAUCGCUGUACGACAACAAGAUCCAAACCCUCGCCAAGGGCACCUUCACUUCACUGAGAGCUAUACAGACGCUUCACCUUGCCCAGAACCCAUUUAUCUGUGAUUGUAAUCUGAAGUGGCUGGCAGACUACCUGCGCUCCAACCCCAUAGAGACCAGUGGUGCCCGCUGUGCCAGCCCACGCAGACUGGCGAACAAACGCAUCGGACAGAUUAAGAGCAAGAAAUUCCGCUGCUCUGCCAAAGAGCAGUACUUCAUCCCAGGUACGGAGGACACUCGUCUGAAUAACGAGUGCAACAACGAUCCAGUGUGUCCUCCCAAGUGCCGCUGUGAGUCCAACGUCGUGGACUGCUCCAACCUGAAGCUCACCAAGAUCCCUGAGCACAUCCCGGCCUCCACCACUGAGCUCCGCCUCAACAACAAUGAGAUCACCACUCUGGAGGCAACAGGGGUGUUCAAGAACCUCUCUCAGCUCAAAAAGAUUAACCUCAGCAACAAUAAGAUCACGGAAAUUGAGGAUGGGGCAUUUGAAGGGGCGGCAUCUGUCAAUGAGCUCCACCUCACAGCCAAUCAGAUCGACUCGGUGCGCAGCGGGAUGUUCCGCGGCCUAGAGGGAUUACGUAUGCUGAUGCUGAGGAACAACAAGAUCAGCUGUGUCCAUAACAACAGCUUCACAGGACUGCACAACGUCCGUCUGCUGUCUCUUUACGACAACCAGCUGACGACCAUCACUCCCGGAGCCUUCGACACACUGCAGACCCUCUCCACCCUAAACCUCUUGGCCAACUCCUUCAAUUGUGACUGCCGCCUGGCCUGGCUCGGUGACUGGCUGAGAAGCAGGAAGAUUGUGACAGGCAACCCUCGCUGCCAGCGGCCUGCUUUCCUGAAGGAGAUCCCACUGCAGGACGUGGCUCUGCCCGACUUCCGCUGUGAGGAGGGCCAAGAGGAGUCAAGCUGUGUGCCGAGGCCACAGUGUCCUAGUGAGUGUACAUGCCUGGAGACUGUGGUACGCUGCAGCAACAAACACCUCCGCACGCUGCCCAAAGGCAUCCCCAGAAAUGUUACUGAGCUGUAUCUGGAUGGAAAUCAAUUCAGCAUGGUGCCAAAGGAACUGUCUACAUUCAAAUACCUACAACUGGUAGACCUGAGCAAUAACAAGAUCAACUCUCUAACCAACUCGUCCUUUGCUAACAUGAGCCAGCUCACCACUCUGAUCCUGAGCUACAACUCUCUGCGUUGUAUCCCCGGAAUGGCCUUCAGCGGGCUGCGCUCUCUGCGAUUGCUGUCUCUCCAUGGCAACGAAAUCUCAGAGCUUCCAGAUGGCAUCUUCAACGAUGUGGCCUCACUGUCCCACCUGGCCAUUGGUGCCAACCCACUGUACUGCGACUGUCGCCUACGUUGGCUGUCCGACUGGGUGAAGACUGGUUACAAAGAGCCUGGCAUUGCUCGCUGUGCCGGCCCACAGGGCAUGGAGGGCAAGCUGCUGCUCACAACACCUGCCAAGAAGUUUGAGUGCCAAGGCGAUGUGGACACUGCAGUCCUGGCCAAGUGUAACCCCUGUCUGUCCAGUCCCUGUCUGAACCAAGGCAUCUGUCACAGUGACUUGGUAGAGAUAUACAGGUGCAGCUGUCCUCCAGGAUUCAAGGGAAAGAACUGCGAGACAGCUCUGAAUGCUUGUGUGAGUAACCCAUGUGCCAAUGGAGGAACAUGCCAAGUCAAAGAGGAUGAUGAGGGAGCAUACAGUUGUUCCUGUCCACUGGGCUUUGAGGGCCCGACUUGCCAAACAAACAUUGACGACUGUGAAGACAACGACUGUGAGAACGGAGCCACAUGCAUCGAUGGAGUCAAUAACUACACCUGCCUCUGUCCCCCCUACUACACAGGAGAAAUGUGUGAAGAGAUGGAGGAUGUGUGUGCCCCAGGACGGAGCCCCUGCAAACAUCAGUCUACCUGCCUCAUCACCUCCACUGGGCCCAAGUGUAUGUGCUCUCCUGGCUACAUUGGCGAUGACUGCAGUGUAGACUAUGACGAUUGUGAUGAGCAUCGAUGUCAGAACGGAGCUGAGUGUGUGGAUGAACUCAAUGGGUAUUCCUGCAUCUGCCCUGAAGGAUACAGUGGUCAGUUGUGUGAGGUGCCGCCAUCUCCACUGUCCCUGUGUGAGCUGGCUGACUGCCAGAACGAUGCCCCCUGUGUGGAACGAGGUGGCCGCGCCUUGUGCCAGUGUCUUCCAGGGUUUGGUGGGCCACGUUGUGAGAAACUGGUCAGCGUCAACUUCAUAGACAGAGACUCCUACCUACUGCUGUCUGACCUCAAAAACUGGCCUCAAGCUAACAUCACCCUACAGGUGUCCACAGCAGAAGAUAAUGGUAUCUUGCUGUACAAUGGAGACAAUGACCAUAUUGCUGUGGAGCUCUACCAAGGUCAUGUCAAGGUCAGCUAUGACCCUGGCAGCCAGCCAGGACAUGCCAUCUACAGUACUGAGACCAUCAACGAUGGCCAGUUCCACACAGUGGAGCUGGUGACCUUUGACCAGAUGGUGAACCUGUCCAUUGACGGGGGUCUCCCUACCACCAUGGACAGUUUUGGGGCGGUGCGGCCCCUCAACGGGGAGGCUCCGCUAUACGUGGGGGGCAUGCCGGUGGACGUGCACUCAGCAGCUUUCCGGCUCUGGCAGAUCCAGAAUGGUUCCAGUUUCCAUGGUUGUAUUCAGAACCUGUACAUCAACAAUGAGCUCCAGGACUUCACCAAGACCCAGAUGAAGCCUGGCGUGGUGCCAGGCUGUGAGCCCUGCAGGAAGAUCUACUGUCUACAUGGCAUCUGCCAGCCUGAUGGGGUCCAGGGACCAGUGUGUCACUGCCAGCCAGGCUGGAGCGGGCCCCACUGUGACCAGCCUGCUACCAACCCUUGCCAGGGCAGCAAGUGUGUCCAUGGAAAGUGCAUCCCACUGGACAAUCAGUCAUACCGCUGCGAGUGUGUGGAGGGUUACCGUGGUGCUCUGUGUAACCAGCAGGGGGAACUGUUCAACCCCUGCCGCCGCUUGGCCUGCAAACACGGCCGUUGCCAGAUCUCUGACACAGGAGAUGCCUACUGUCACUGUGAGAGUGGAUACACUGGAGAACUCUGUGACACAGAGUCUGAGUGCCGAGGGGAGCCAGUGCGAGACUUCUACCAGGUACAGCGGGGCUACGCCAUCUGCCAGACAACACGCAUGGUCUCCUGGGUGGAAUGCACCGGGGCUUGUGACACGGGGGCAUGCUGCGCCAGCCAGCGAAUGAAACGCCGGAAAUACACCUUUGAAUGCAGCGAUGGAACCUCCUUCAGCGAGGAAGUGGAAAAGACCAUCAAGUGUGGCUGCGUGGGCUGCAUGUAGCACCAUUCACACACACUUGCCACCGCUGCCACCAAGCAGAAGAUAGACAGGAAGGAAGGAAAAGAGAGGACUGGAGGAAAGUGAGGGAAGGAGAGGAGGAGAGGAAAAGAGAGAGAUUAUAAAGAAAUAUAUAUAAAACCUCUAUCUAUAUAUUAUGGACAACAAUGUUUGUAAAAUAGGACAUUUCCUCCCCUUCCAAGGGUGUGUGACCUACAGUAACACAGAGAAACCAACAACAUCAACAACAAUAUAGAGAAGUGACAACAGCAACCAAACCAAUGUAUCUGCAACAUUGUUCCAAGGAGUCCAGAGAUUUCAAAGGUGUUGUAUUCAGAGUGAGAAAUCCCUCCAAACCCAAUUACCCAGUGUGAAUUCCCCAUCCAUCUGUGAGGCCUCUGACAGCCUAGCCACCAUCUACCAUCUUUACUUCCUGAAGGCAAUGAGGACAGUGUGGUCUGGCCUGGCAAGGAAUGGCAGGAGGACACAUUAAUAGAGAGGGGGGAUAAAAGGCGAAAGAGAGAGAGAAAGAGGGAUGGGUGUAUAAGAGGAGAGCUGGACCGUUUGACUUGGCAAAGCUAUCUUGAGUUGAGCUUGGCUGGGCUUAGCUGGACUGGGCUGUAUCUGGCUUGGGUUGAGUUAAAUCUGUUGUUGGUUUGGUGUAGUAAUGAUCCUGCCGGGAUACAGUCAUUUAUCCACACAUGCACAUGUAGAACUGAACAGAGGAAGGUAGGGUUAGAGUGGCACAUAAUCCAGUGCGGAUGUGAUGGCUUCAAGGCCAGGUGGUCUGGUGUCACAGUUGUGUGAUGUGACUUACCUUUCAUAGACACUCCAUACGUAUAGAGACUGCACUGACUAGCAGCACUGAGAACUACAGUCAUACACCCCUCCAAAGUACAUUAUUACACAUGCAUGGCAUACAUAAAUGCAUCGACACAUACAUCCACACACACCAACAGUCACUAGUCGCAGUGAGAGGGCUUGUGUGGUGCAACUAUCUAUUCUGUUCAUACAGGAAACCAAUCUAGCGCGGGCAGUGCCCGGUAGUUAUCAGUCCCCCAGCAUGCAUUGCCUCGGGGUUAGGAUGAUUUGCAUAAUCCCUCCCCCUUUGAGCAGGAGGACGUUUAGCCUUCCUCCCCUCGAUGCCUGCAGUAUUAAACUUGUGCAAACUGUUGCAUGUGUGGAGAAGAGUUUGCCAAUGAAUAUGUAGAGCUUCUUAAUAUCAUCAUAAUGUUAUUACAAAACAAAAAGGUUGCAGAAUUGUUUUUCUGAUUUUUGUUUUAUGUCUAAUUUCUUAUAAUUGAUUUAUUUUAUUUUUGUCAUAUUUUGUUUCAUGAUGUAACCUAACUCCUUUAGCCCUGCCCCCCUCCCCUUUAUACAGAAAUGCCUAACAGAUUCUAAUAUAUAUAUAUUUGUAUUUCAUUUUGGUAUAGUAUUUUUCUAUGUUAAAGAGUAAGUCUGUUUUUCUGGAAGCUUUGGGACUGGUGGAAUGGCAUUCAAUUGGUUCCCUAGGUGUUUUUAUUUGUUGAUCUCACUUGCUCCAACUAGCUAAUUUGUAAUUGGCCAAAAAGACAGCAGUUGGCCUUGUUGUAUAGGAGGCAGUAUUGGUCUAGAAAUGUUUAAUAUUGUAUAUGUUGUCUUCCAUGUGAAUAUUACAUCUAAUUCAUUGAGAGUCUGUGCUUGUUUUUAUUCCUUUAUUUAUUUUAUCUAAAGGCUUUUCCCUGUAGAAAGUGAAAGGCAUAAAUGUUGCUGACUUUCGAAUAUUUUCAAAAAUUUUAAAAAGAAGAAAAAAA
Messenger RNA from Myripristis murdjan (pinecone soldierfish), 6904 nucleotides. RefSeq names its product slit homolog 1a (Drosophila) (gene slit1a). Lineage: Eukaryota; Metazoa; Chordata; Actinopteri; Holocentriformes; Holocentridae. The record is from RefSeq and is a predicted model, not a curated record. Gene Ontology annotation, molecular function: heparin binding; calcium ion binding; Roundabout binding. The transcript is spliced from 37 exons. Gene Ontology annotation, biological process: negative chemotaxis; axon guidance. Bases 507 to 5114 code for a protein of 1535 amino acids.